AUGUCUUCCGGAUUACAACUUAUUGAGUUUCCAAACAGUUUAACAACAGUUGGAAUUGCUGCUUUCAUGAAUUGCAGAUCUUUGAAAUUUGCUAACGUCAAAGGUAAUAUAAUGGACAUUUCAUCAUCAUGUUUCAAGAAUUGUAACUCUCUUAAUGUUGUUUACAUUGAUAAUUCAAUUGUUUCACUUGGAAAUAAUUGUUUCGAAAAUUGUAACUCAAUUAAAUGUAUAACUGCACCAUUUCACUUGAGAUCUAUCAUCAAGAAGAUGGGAAUUGUUCCUGAAGCAUUUAAUCGAAAAUGCAUCAUUCCAAAAUCAAAAUUUACGAAAGAUGAACUUUAA
Trichomonas vaginalis G3 is the source of this 342-nucleotide messenger RNA. RefSeq names its product ribonuclease inhibitor domain-containing protein. Lineage: Eukaryota; Parabasalia; Trichomonadida; Trichomonadidae. The record is from RefSeq and is a predicted model, not a curated record. The coding region runs from base 1 to 342 and encodes 113 amino acids. The transcript has a single exon.